Pelmatolapia mariae (spotted tilapia) is the source of this 448-nucleotide messenger RNA. RefSeq names its product lysozyme C-like. The transcript is spliced from 4 exons. Gene Ontology annotation, molecular function: lysozyme activity. NCBI's taxonomy places the organism in Eukaryota, Metazoa, Chordata, Actinopteri, Cichliformes, Cichlidae. The coding region runs from base 1 to 432 and encodes 143 amino acids. The record is from RefSeq and is a predicted model, not a curated record.
AUGAGGAGUCUGUUGGUUUUGCUCUUCUUGGCUGUGGCCAACGCCAAAAUCUUCGAGCGCUGUGAAUGGGCCCGCACGCUCAAGGCUAACGGCAUGGACGGCUACUAUGGAAUCAGCCUCGCCGACUGGGUUUGCCUCACCCGAUGGGAGUCAAACUAUAACACCAUGGCCAAAAACACCAACAAUGACGGAUCCACCGACUUUGGCAUCUUUCAAAUUAACAGCUACUGGUGGUGCAAUGACUACAUCAUCAACUCGCAUAACGGAUGCAACAUGGACUGCAGUGCGUUUUUGAGCGAUAAUAUCAGUGCAGCAAUCACCUGUGCCAAACGUGUCGUUAGGGAUCCUCAAGGCAUCAGUGCCUGGUAUGGCUGGCAAUAUAACUGUGAGGGUCGUGACCUCAGCUCCUAUGUGAGUGGAUGUGGUGUUUAAAUCAGCCCACAGGAAC